Sus scrofa (pig) is the source of this 2292-nucleotide messenger RNA. It is a transcript of the gene GNRHR2, whose product is annotated as gonadotropin releasing hormone receptor 2. Gene Ontology annotation, biological process: G protein-coupled receptor signaling pathway; cellular response to hormone stimulus. Gene Ontology annotation, molecular function: protein-hormone receptor activity; G protein-coupled receptor activity; peptide binding. The record is from RefSeq and is a predicted model, not a curated record. NCBI's taxonomy places the organism in Eukaryota, Metazoa, Chordata, Mammalia, Artiodactyla, Suidae. Gene Ontology annotation, cellular component: plasma membrane.
AAGAAAUUUGAACGGAGCCAGCCACAGAAGCGGAGUUUCGGAACUAGAAGCACUUGUCUCUGGGCCUACACCUGCGUGUUUUUGUGGGUGCCUCCGUUAGCUCGCCUUCUUAUCAGCUGAUCUCUAUUUCCUAAGAUUCUAACACUUGGACCGAUGACCUCCAGAAUACAUACGGAGAAUCUCCAGAUUCAGAGGCUUUAGUGGACUAAGUUCGCGAAAUAACCAACUCCAGAUCCUGAAAAGGAAAGAAGAAUGAGUGGAUUCAGCUAACCUCUUCAAACCCACACUUCAUCCCCCCAUCCCUUUCCCUUCCAUGUCACCAUGUCUGCAGGCAAUGGCACCCCUUUGGGGUCAGCAGUGGGGGAAGAGGUCUGGGCGGGAUCAGGAGUAGAGGUGGAGAGCUCAGAGCUACCCACCUUCUCAGUUGCAGCUAAGGUCCGGGUUGGAGUGACCGUUGUGCUAUUUGUUUCUUCGGCUGGAGGAAACCUGGCCGUACUGUGGUCGGUGACACGGCCGCAACCCAGCCAGCUCCGCCCCUCUCCGGUACGACGACUUUUUGCUCAUUUAGCAGCUGCCGAUUUACUGGUUACUUUUGUGGUUAUGCCCCUAGAUGCCUCCUGGAAUAUCACUGUUCAGUGGCUGGCCGGGGACAUCGCAUGUCGAACACUCAUGUUCCUGAAACUAAUGGCCAUGUAUGCCGCAGCUUUCCUGCCUGUGGUCAUUGGGCUCGACCGCCAGGCAGCCGUACUACACCCGCUUGGACCCCGCUCAGCUGGAAGGAAACUUCUGGGGGCAGCCUGGCUACUCAGUUUCCUUCUUGCCUUGCCUCAGCUGUUCCUGUUUCAUACUGUCCGCCGAGCUGGUCCAGUCCCCUUCACCCAGUGUGUGACCAAAGGCAGCUUCAAGGCUCAAUGGCAAGAGACCACCUAUAACCUCUUCACCUUCUGCUGCCUUUUUCUGCUGCCACUGACUGUCAUGACCAUCUGCUAUAGCCGCAUUGUCCUCAGUGUGUCCAGUCCCCGGACAAGGAAGGGGAAUGAUGCCCCUGCCGGUGAAUUUACCCUCCGUCGCUCCUUAGAUAAUCGCCCUCGUGUUCGUCUUCGGGCCCUGCGACUGGCCCUGCUUGUGUUGCUGACCUUCGUCCUCUGCUGGACACCUUAUUACCUGCUGGGUCUUUGGUACUGGUUCUCUCCCACCAUGCUAACUGAAGUGCCUCCCAGCCUCAGCCAUAUCCUUUUCCUCUUUGGCCUCCUCAAUGCUCCUCUGGAUCCUCUCCUCUAUGGGGCCUUCACCCUUGGCUGCCGAAGAAGGCACCAAGAACUCAGCAGUGACUCCUCCAGGGAAGGAGGGUCUGGGAGAAUGCACCAACAGGAAAGUCAAGCCCUUAGACAGAUGGAAGUAAAAACAAAUGCGGCGGCAAGAAAGGCAGGAGAAACAAAAGAGACAUUCCUAUGACAUCCAUUUGCUUUAGGACAUAGUAUAUAGGAACAGAAUAAUUAUUUUUUGAUAUCAUGAGGACAUCAUCUACCCUUGCUCUCUUAGCUUCCAAGAAAAAUAAAUACUGAGCAGUAUCUCUACCUUGAUGCUAGCUAAGACUUAAGACUACAUCUAAUGUAGAAAUUCACAAAGAAUUCAGUUCCUGGGAGAACUAUCUUCACAGUGACCCAUGCUACCUUACUGUAAACAGUGCUUCAAAGCUUGCAAUGUUAGAAAAGUAAUUUUAAAUGUAGAAAACAAAAACAGGCCAUUUAUUCAUAACUCAAAAAAAUACUAAGCAGGCAAGGUAAGAGAUUAAAUAUAAACAGUGCUGCACCAGCCCCAUUUCUUCCAGUCUACAUGGUCAAAUGGAAUCGCCGGACAACACAACAGAGGAUGGGUCAACGACGCCUCCGGUCUGGACUCCUGCUGCGUCUUCGGCCACCUCUAGGGAAAAGGAAAAGGAGCAGGGUGCAUCAGAUAGUGUUUGCCUUCUCCACUUUACCUCCUCUUGCCCUCGGAUGGACCCCUUCUCCACUUUACCUCCUCUUGCCCUUGGGUGGACCCCGAACAAAACACCAGUCCACGCUGAUCGGCUGUCCCAUCAAAUCCUGACCAUUGAGCCCCUCCAUAGCAGCCUGGGCCUCCUUGUAUGUUUCAUACUCAACUAGAGUAUACCCCUGACACAAGUGAAAAGACAGAUUAUCAAAACCCUCCUAUUCCAUUAAGGUACUUUCUACUCAAAUAGAAAAAUAUAUAAAUGCUAAACAACAAAUGUACAUCAUAUAUCCCUAUUAUAUUCAACUUGUCUGUCUC